UUCCUCAAAACAGGAGAAAUAUUCUUUCUAUUCCUGCCUUUCUUAUCCUGCCCCCUUCAAUAUUCCCAGCCUUGCAGGAGUCUGAAAGCAAGAAGAGCCUCUGGAGCCAGGACAGGAAGAAGCCAGGGGAGCAUAGAAAUGGAUUUUCUAUCACAGGGGAGCAUAAACGAGGAGGUGACCUGCUGCAUCUGCCUGCAGCUCCUGACAGAACCCAUGAGCCUGCGCUGUGGCCACAACUUCUGCCAACUCUGCAUCGCUGCACAUGAGUCAGAGAGCUUCUUUGGAGGGCAAUGUCGCUGUCCUGUGUGCCAGAGCACAUACGACCCUUGGCACCUCAUGCCUAAUAAGGAGUUGGACAACAUAGUGAAGAAAAUCAGAGAACUCAACAUGUGGCCACACCAGCAGCAGAGGAGUGAUCUCUGUGAGCAACAUGGUCUCUCAACAUGGGGAAAGGAGGAUGGGAAGGCCAUUUGCAACCUUUGUGUCCAGGAGCACCCAGGUCCAAAUAUCCCUCGUCACCAAAUAUCCCUCGUGGAGGAGGUGGUCAAAGAAUGUCAGGAGAAGCUAGAGGCAGCUCUGGAUAGGCUUGCACAGGAGCAGCAGGAAGUUGAGGAGUUGGAAGCUGUCAUCAAUGAAGAGAGAGCUACCUGGAAGACUGAGAGAGAGAGGAUUCAGAAAGGGUUUGAUGAAAUGGGAGACAUCCUGGACAGGGAGGAGCAAAUGGAGCUGCAAAAGCUGCGGGAAGACGAAGCGCAUGUGCUGGGUAACUUGGAGGUGGUCCAGCAGAGGCAGUACACGAGAGAGCUCAUCUCAGAUCUCCAACAUCAUAUGUGUGAAUCAUCAAUGGACAGGCUGCAGGAUAUGAUUAACAUCUUAAAAAGGAGUGAGAUCUGGACCUUGAAGAAGCCAAAAGUUGUUUCUAAGAAACUAAAGAAUGCAUUCCGAUGUCCAGAUCUGCCUUGGAUGCUGCAAGUGUUUAAAGAGCUGGCAGAAGCCCAAAGCUACUGGGUGAACUUGAUGUUUAAUCCACUCAACACUCUUUCGGAUAUUAUCAUUUCUGAAGAUAGGAGACAAGUGACUGUUGGGAACUAUUUUAUGUUUUGGAAUGUAUAUCCGCAUGAUUUUUCUGCUCUUGAUGUCUUGGGCAGCCAAAAUUUCUCCUCAGGAAAAUAUUACUGGGAAGUUGAUGUAUCCAAGAAGAUUGCCUGGAUCCUGGGAGUGUACAGCAAAACAAGUAAUCUCAAUAGAAAAAAAAGCUCUGGUUUUGUUUUUAACCCAGAUGUAAAUUACCUAAAUGCUUACUCCAGAUUCAGACCUGAAAAUGGCUACUGGGUUGUAGGGUUACAGAAUGAAUCUGAGUACAAUGCCUUUGAGGACUCUUCUACCUCUGACCCCAAGGUCUUGACUCUUUCCAUGUUUGUUCCUCCCUGUCGAGUUGGGGUUUUCCUAGACUAUGAAGCAAACACUGUCUCAUUUUUUAAUGUCACAAACCAUGGGUCACUCAUCUACAAGUUCUCUAAAUGUCACUUUUCCCAGACCGUUUAUCCCUAUUUCAAUCCUUGGAACUGCCCAGCUCCCAUGAUUCUGUGCCCACCGAGCUCCUGAACAUUCUCCUUUCCUCACUCACUUCUGUGUAGCGACCCUUGUCCUGGGGCUCAUCACCUGCACCUGAGCUCACUGCUCCAUUCAGACCUUCUCUUCCUUGCUGUCUCCCUUCUGUAGAAUGUCUGUUGAUUCUUGGCUUAGAAGAGAAGCUUAUUUACUCAGUUACACAUUUUCUGUAUUAUCAGCAAAAGACACGCAGUCACUCUUAAAAACCGAGAAGUACUGGUAUAAUAUCUAUGCCCUCCCAUUUCUCCAUAUCUUCCUUUAUCACUAACUUGAAGAGGUACCAACCAUGACCUUAGGACAAUCCAUAAUCACCACCACAACUGAGGAGUGUUUGAGUGUAUGUCUGUUUGUUGCCCGACAUACAGAAGGUUGUCCAGAAAAUAUUUGGGGAGAUGUUGAGCGGGGGGGAAACAAAUGUAAUAUUUGUACUCAGAGUGAAAAUUUUGUGCUCAGAGUUUAAAUCCUCUCUUCUCUUACAAGGUGUGUAAUGAUGGAUACGUUUUUUUUUCUUCUCAUAAAAUAAAAAUUGGAUUUUAAACUGCACCUAAUUCUAAACAUAGUUGUGUGAAACUAACAUUACUCAAUGUAAAGCACAUUUUUAAGAGUCCUGCACUAUUUUAAUAAAUAUUUGCUCUCAUAAUAACUGAAAA
Messenger RNA from Myotis lucifugus (little brown bat), 2261 nucleotides. Its product is annotated as E3 ubiquitin-protein ligase TRIM22-like. The record is from RefSeq and is a predicted model, not a curated record. Lineage: Eukaryota; Metazoa; Chordata; Mammalia; Chiroptera; Vespertilionidae. Gene Ontology annotation, molecular function: protein binding.